GCAGGCGGAGCCGACGGGAGCGCGCCCGUCACAAGAUGGCUGCGGCCAUGCGAGGGUCUGGGGCCGUGUGUGCGCAGUGGGCAGCAGCGGUGCGGUCCAGGUAUCAGGCGUGUCAGUGGCGCUAGCCUGGCCUUCGAGUCUUGUUUGUGGUCACUUCCUCCGCCUCACCCCGCCUUGGCCAGCAUGGAUCUGCCGGUGGGCCCGGGCACAGCGGGGCCCAGCAACGUCCCGGCCUUCUUGACCAAAUUGUGGACACUCGUAAGCGACCCGGACACCGACGCGCUCAUCUGCUGGAGCCCGAGCGGGAACAGCUUCCACGUGUUUGACCAGGGCCAGUUUGCCAAGGAGGUGCUGCCCAAGUACUUCAAGCACAACAACAUGGCGAGCUUCGUGCGCCAGCUUAACAUGUAUGGCUUCCGGAAGGUGGUCCACAUUGAGCAGGGUGGCCUGGUCAAGCCAGAACGGGACGACACUGAAUUCCAGCACCCUUGCUUCCUGCGUGGUCAGGAGCAGCUCCUGGAAAACAUCAAGAGGAAGGUGACCAGUGUGACCACUCUAAAGAAUGAGGACAUAAGGAUUCGGCAAGACAGUGUCACCAAGUUGCUGACAGAUGUGCAACUCAUGAAGGGGAAACAGGAAAGCAUGGACUCCAAGCUCCUGGCCAUGAAGCACGAAAACGAGGCCUUGUGGCGGGAGGUGGCCAGUCUGCGGCAGAAGCACGCCCAGCAGCAGAAAGUCGUCAACAAGCUCAUCCAGUUCCUCAUGUCCUUGGUGCAGUCCAACCGGAUCCUGGGGGUGAAAAGAAAGAUCCCCCUGAUGCUGAAUGAUAGUGGUGCUGCCCACUCCAUGCCCAAGUACGGCCGCCAGUACUCCUUGGAGCACAUCCAUGGAGCUGGCCCCUACCCGGCUCCAGCCCCGGCCUACAGCAGCGCAAGCCUCUACUCCCCAGAUGCUGUGGCCAGCUCUGGGCCCAUCAUCUCCGACAUCACAGAGCUGUCGCCCAGCAGCCCCUUUGCCUCCCCUGGCAGGAGCAUAGAUAAGAGGUCCCUGGUAAGGGUCAAGGAGGAGCCCCCCAGUCCGCCUCAGAGUCCUCGAGUGGAAGAGGCCAGCCCCGGGCGCCCACCUUCUGUCUUGGAGACCCCCCCGUCCCCAAUCACUUUCAUUGACUCCAUUCUACGAGAGAGUGAGCCAGCCCCUGUGGCCUCAGCCACUCCCCUCCCAGAGGCUGGGGUCCACCCCCGUUCACCCACUCCUGCAUCAGCGCCCGAGAAGUGCCUCAGCGUAGCCUGCCUGGACAAGACCGAGCUCAGCGACCACUUGGAUGCCAUGGACUCCAACCUGGACAACCUUCAGACCAUGCUGACAACCCACGGCUUCAGUGUAGACACCAGUGCCCUGCUGGAUCUCUUUAGCCCCUCUGUGACCAUGCCCGACAUGAGCUUGCCGGAUCUAGACAGCAGCCUGGCUGGUCAGAUCCAGGAGCUCCUCUCUCCCCAGGACCCCCCCAGGCCUCUCGAGGCUGAGAACAACAACCCUGACUCAGGGAAGCAGCUGGUACACUACACAGCACAACCCCUGUUCCUGGUGGACCCGGGCCCUGUGGACAUGGGCAGCAGCGACCUGCCUGUGCUCUUCGAGCUGGGAGAGGGCGCCUACUUCUCUGAGGGGGAUGACUACGUGGAUGAUCCCACCAUCUCCCUUCUGACAGGCUCCGACCCCCCAAAAACCAAGGACCCCACUGUCUCGUAGAGGUUCCAGAAGGGCUGGCCAUGCCUUCCCCUAGCCUUCCCAUGCAGGGCUAUCUUGGGGGAACUGGACGGUGGUGGGGUGGGCAGACCCAUCAGUGGCAAUGGCUGCCUGGGCCUCACAGCCACACUUGGACUGACUAGGGUUGCGGUGUUCAUAGAAUUGUAUUUUGGAUUUUUACACAAGUGGACCCCUUCCCCACUAUAGAUACACAGAUAUCUACACAGACAGGCAGGCAGGGAUCUAUAUAUAUAAAGGACAGUCUCUA
This is a messenger RNA of Erinaceus europaeus (western European hedgehog), 2014 nucleotides long. RefSeq names its product heat shock transcription factor 1 (gene HSF1). The record is from RefSeq and is a predicted model, not a curated record. Lineage: Eukaryota; Metazoa; Chordata; Mammalia; Eulipotyphla; Erinaceidae. The coding region runs from base 184 to 1749 and encodes 521 amino acids. The transcript is spliced from 13 exons. Gene Ontology annotation, molecular function: sequence-specific DNA binding; DNA-binding transcription factor activity. Gene Ontology annotation, biological process: regulation of DNA-templated transcription.